AAGGGCAAGCCAGAAGAAUACUGUACAACAGCUUGUCAUGACAGGAGGUCAUGUUCAAGGGGAAUUGUUGGCUCCAGAAGAUGUUGUUUCCUUGCUCAUAGAUGAUCCCCAGUUGGAGCAGAAACUAAAAGAGAUCCCACUACAGGCUAGGGAUAGACAAGGGAGAAAGGGUGGAACAAAAGGCAUUCUCGUAAAUGCUGAUGGUGAUGCUUCCUUCGAAGAUGUUACAAAUGGAGAACAUGUGAAUGGUUCUGAGUCAGGAUCUCAUGAAACAGAAAAAACCAAGACCAGUAAUAAAAAGAGAAAGGCCGCAGGUAACAAUCAAAAUAAAAAUCCAAAACAGAGACCACCCAAGGUUCCAAAACGGACAGAUUCUGUCUCCCCAGAUAAUGAUAUGACAGUGGAAGCCGAGUUAGAGCAACAAAAGAAACCGAAAAGGGCAAAGAGGGCAACGAAAAGUGUAAAUGAAACUAUCGAACCCGCAUUUACUGCUACUUCCAGUUUAUUACUAGCUUCUGAGCAAGCAGAAGAUGCUGCUACACUUGGGGGUGAGUUUCAGUUAAGGUAAUCUGUAAAAUAUAUUUAUAUUUUUUGAGGCCUUUACCAUAAAAGGUCAAUGGUACAAUUUACUUAUAACGAUGAAAGCCGAGAAGCUAAAGAAGAUUGGCCUUUUUAUUGUGUUUUGCUUAAGAGAAAGGUUGGCUGCUAGUUAGUUAAUCAGUAGAUGUUUUGUACAUGGUAGUUCAUUGAUAAUAUUUAUAUAUAUAUUUUUUGCUGCUAUCUGUUAUAUUGGCACUCUGGAAAAAGAAAAUGCAAUGAAGUAGAAUAAAUUGCAUUAGGAUAU
Molecule: messenger RNA, 844 nt
Organism: Impatiens glandulifera
Lineage: Eukaryota; Viridiplantae; Streptophyta; Magnoliopsida; Ericales; Balsaminaceae
Product: chromatin-remodeling ATPase INO80-like
Exons: 3
Coding region: 38-568 (176 amino acids)
Source: RefSeq, a predicted model, not a curated record